CUCAGCCACGCAGGUUGAUUGGGAAUAUUUAUAAGCGUAUAUUUGAACUAAUCAGGCGGUAAAAUAUCCAUUCGUUCUUCUUGCGUUGGACUACGUGCAUCUCGUAUUUCGGGUGGUUUUGCGAAGUGCGAAAGAGGUUCUUUAUCAAGAAGAAGACCCUUGCUCUGUCAUUUGAAGAAUAGACUGGCACUGCCCAUGUUAUUCUGUUUCUUACCACAUUUGCAAAAGAACAUAGAUCGGGUACUUCAAUCAAUGUUCCAUUUCUAUCUGUGGACAAGUUCCAACGCUGCAGAUCUUCCCAACAUCCCGGUUCCAGGUCACUGUGUCCCCAAAUUUGUGCUUUUACUGUCCUGCACCAUCGCCUCUGUAUCUGUCCCUUGCUUUAUGGAGCUGUCUGUUUUAGCAUUCUCUGAUCUUGUUCUGUGUCUUGGCACAGCAUUUUAUAAUUAAUUUCAACCCCAUGGUCUGAUUAGUUGAAUAUGUACUUUUAUUUUUGGACCAAAUGGUGCUGUUGGAGUUUUAACCCUUAUAGGAACUCUGCUGAAUGCCAAUAAGCCCUCAGGAUUUAACCCAAAGACUUUCCAGCUGAGUUAGCACUCAAGAUUUAAACCAAGGACUGACUGACAACUUCCAGGUGUAGUUUAAGCAUUAAAACACUUUUGAAGCUCAUGUAAAGCACAAAUCAUGAGCUCUGACAGUUUUCAGUACCGUGCACUGUUUGAGUACAAACAGGAACGGGGUGAUGAUAUCUCCCUGCAGCCUGGGGAUCUCCUAACAGUCAGCAAAAUAACUUUACUGACACCUGAUUACCAAGAGGGCGAUGAGAAGUGCCCAAAGGGCUGGUUGCAUGGCACCAAUGAAUGCACUAAGGAAAAGGGCAACUUCCCUGGCACCUUUGUGGAGUUUGUUGGGAUUGUGAGAGUGGGCCUUCCCUCAGGGAAGCCCUGGCUGAGACCUGUACCCCCAACGCCUGUAGGGCCCCAGUCCCCGGCAGCCUCUGCAUCAGAAGGCUCCUGUGGAAAAGGAGAUGUUGUGGAGCAGUGUGCUCUACCUGACCAGGUCCCAGAAGUGGUGCUUAGGCUGACAGAGGCACUGGAGCGACAGUGCUGGGAGAGUGAGCCUCUGUACCAGACUGCCCAGGCCUCCACUGGACCUCCAGAAUUAUAUCAGGCUUUAGAAACAGACCCAGCAGCAGUGGACUUUGAUCAAUAUGAAUUGUCUAUUUUGGCUGAUACUCUAAGGGGUUACUUGCAGGAUUUGCCCUGCCCGGUCAUCCCAGCUAUAGUGUACAGUGAGCUGGUCUACACUGCUCAGGAAACCCAAAGCAUUGAGGAGUGUGGACAGCAGCUGAAAAGUAUCCUUGACUCCCCCAGUGUCCCUCAGGCUAACCACCAGCUCCUGGUUUAUCUGACCCAACACCUAAGCAAGGUUGCCCAGAGUGAGGGAGCAGCUCAGGCAAGCCCCAGGCUUCUGGCUCUGGCCUACAGCGAGACCAUCUUCAACAACAACCACUUUAGUGCGGACGUGAACCCAGAACACCAUGUAAAGAUCCUUGAGGCACUUAUCAUGGUUGGAGGCCUAGAGGAGAUACAGGCUGCCCCAGCUCUUCCUCCCAAGCCAGCAAAACCCAUGACACCAGUAAACAGUAAUGGCAUGAAAGAAGCCACCAGCGGCUCAUUGCAAGAAGCAGAAUGGUACUGGGGAGACAUAUCUAGGGAAGAGGUGAACGACAAACUGAGGGACAUGCCUGAUGGUACUUUCCUGGUACGGGACGCCUCGACUAAGAUGCAAGGAGAUUACACACUAACGCUAAGGAAAGGUGGAAAUAAUAAGCUAAUAAAGAUCUACCACCGGGAUGGGAAGUACGGUUUCUCAGACCCGCUCACGUUCAACUCUGUGGCGGAACUCAUCAGUCACUACAGGCAUGAGUCUCUAGCCCAGUACAACACCAAACUGGACGUUAAGCUCAUGUACCCAGUCUCCCGAUAUCAGCAGGAUCAGCUGGUGAAAGAGGACAACAUUGAUGCAGUGGGAAGGAAACUCCAGGAAUAUCACAAUCAAUAUCAGGAUAAGAGUAAAGAAUAUGACAUACUCUAUGAGGAGCACACGAAAACCUCACAGGAGAUUCAGAUGAAACGAACUGCAAUAGAGGCCUUCAAUGAGACUAUACAAAUUUUUGAAGAGCAGUGUCACACACAGGAAUGCUACAGUAAGGAGUACAUUGAGCGAUUCCACAGAGAGGGCAAUGACAAUGAGAUUGAGAGGAUUAUGAUGAACUAUGAGAAGCUCAAAUCCCGCUUAGGGGAGAUUCACGACAGCAAGACCCGACUUGAACAAGACUUGAAAAUGCAGGCUCUGGACAACAGGGAGACAGACAAAAAGAUGAACAGCUUAAAGCCAGACCUCAUCCAGCUUAGAAAGAUCCGAGAUCAGUAUCUUGUUUGGCUCAAUCAUAAAGGCGUUCGACAGAAACGGAUAAAUGAUUGGCUGGGGAUCAAAAAUGAGAACCCCGAUGAUGCCUACUUUGUCAGUGAGGAGGACGAGAAUCUGCCACACUAUGAUGAGAAGAGCUGGUUCGUGGGGGACCUGAAUCGAACGCAGGCAGAGGACUUGCUCUACGGCAAACCAGAUGGAGCUUUCCUUAUCCGAGAGAGUAGCAAGAAGGGUUGUUAUGCCUGCUCUGUUGUUGUGGAUGGUGAGGUGAAGCACUGCGUCAUCUACAGCACCCCUCGCGGCUACGGUUUUGCCGAACCUUACAACCUGUACAGCACUCUUAAAGAUCUGGUCCUGCACUACCAUCAGACCUCACUGGUCCAGCACAAUGACUCGCUCAACGUGCGGCUGGCGUACCCAGUGUAUGCACAGAUGCCCUCAGGCCCCCGCAGAUGAAAACUGCCCCCCCCCAAAUUAAACUGUCAAUACUCUUGGGAAGGGGGGGAAGGGUUUCCGGACAAACUGAAAAAAACAUACCAACAAAAAAACACUUGCUGCAACACACACGUCAGCCACCUUGGAGUUAUAUAUUUUUACAAGAACAAUUUGGAGGGCAUUCUUUCUAAAGACUGCUUGAUUUGCACAAGGAAGUUUUAAAUGUUUGUGAAUGUGAAAAAAAGCAGAUAGAAGCAGAGGAGGCGAGUUUCAGGUGACCUGCACUGCUACCUAAACUCUAGCUGGGACUUUUUACAUGCUUCGUUUUAUCUUUUAUCUUUUUUUCUAUCUUCCUGCCUCUUUUCUCAUAUCUUUCUAUUGUUCAUUCAGUGUUUUUUUUUUUCUUUCUUUUUCUUCGUUUGUAUUAUCUUCGCAUUGUUCUUUUCUAAAUGUACGGCAGGGAAAAUAUUUAGUUUGUUUUCUCUGUCUCUUUCACUCUGUUUAAAAUAGGCAAAAACUAUGUAGCAAACAGACGACUGACACUUUUCAGAGUGUUCUCACAUUGACUGCUGCUGAACAAGGGAUUGUGGGAUGGUUUGGGAGGGCACAAGUGAAAAUGUGUUGUAGUCUUUAAAAAAAACUUGUUUUUACACUAACCUUAGAGAAGUGUUUUUUUUUUUUCUGGAUCAAUUUUUUGUGUCCUUUUAUAAGCAGUUAAGAUUGUUACAGUUCAGUACAGAGACCAAAGUUGGCAUGGAGAGGACAUCCUGUUUUUUUUUUUUUAAUUGGCUCAUAUUUAAGUAAGAGGAAAGAUAAUGCUCAAUAAACCUUGUUUGGAAUAUACACAUAAAAUUGGAACUGUGUCCUGUGAACUUCAGCUCAAUUGUUUUAUUAUUAUUAUUAUUGUUAUUAUUAUUAUUAUUAGAACCAAAAUCGCAUGCACAGACAGUUGACGUGAAGCACUUAUAUAGAAAUGACAAGUGACAGCUGCACGUUUGUACACAAAAUUUGAAAGAACAAUAUUUCAUGUGUGGUUUUUAACUAAUAAGGCAUAUGUAUGCUUUAUGUCUGUUCCAGAAAAAUCGUAUUUGUGUAAUUGUAAGGCAGACGUGCAGCAUAAAUCUCGAUUUGUUCAGUAAACAGGAGCAGUGCUUCUCGUUAAAACAGAUGUGCUUUAGUAUGUAUCUUAAAGACCAUGCAAUCCAGCUUUUGUUGGUAGACAAGUCAGUGGCAUCUAAAAGUGACAAACACUUUUCGAAUUUCCUUGGAAGAAUUUCUUUUGGUUGAAAAUACAAUUUAUUGCCUAGUGCUUCUGUUUUUAGCAGGUUGACUCGUUCUGUAUCAGAAAAAAAACAAACACUUUUUAUUGUUUGGCUGCCUGUUGGUUUUAAUGUUGCACAAUAAAGUCUUUAUGAAAUAAUAUACACAGAUACAGGUAUAUGCACAAUAUCAGUGUCCGUAAACCAGUUAUAUCACUUCCUGUUUCUUGUUGGGCUUCUAGCACCAGUUGUUGUACUUCUAAUUUUUUUAAUCUUUUAAAAAUUUGGUCCCAUGUUGAAAGGCGUCUUUAACAAAGAGCAACAAAAGAGUUUUUACAGAACUGCCAUUCUGGUUUUCCGUCUCCCACCAUUGCAACUUUCUGGCAACAAUUGUCCCACACUCUUGAGACUUUUCUCCAAAAACUUUAUGCAGAACAGCAUAUUAUGAAAACUGAAUUUGCCAAACUGUAUAAACAAAAUUUCAUCACCGUGUUAUUGAAAUGGGAAAGUCUAUAUGGAGUCCUCUUGUGGUUGUUUGGUGGUUGAUGAUGGGUUCUUGCAGACAGAACUUUGAUUCUGAUCAGGUGUUGAGGUGAGCUUAUAACCAAUAGAGCCCUUACUGAAAACCACAUGCAGAUUCUCUCCCCAACCCCCAUCCCCCCACUAUCCACUAUUCAUUUCACUUGCUCUUCCUGCUUGUCAACUGUCAAUUGAGUGACUGUAGCGUUAUUGGGUCAAUUUAUUGGAUGUUAUUGGCAUGGAAAAAAACAGAAGUGGUGCUUUCUCCAGUGGAAAUCUUUGUGUAAGAGGUAGGGAACUCAAUGGUCUUGUCUGUUCCCAUCACUCUGACAGGACCUGAACUCUUUGACCAAUCAGAAUUUGCUAGCCUCAGAAAACUAUUCUGUGAGUGCGUGUGACCCUUCAUAAAUGCAUCUUUGCAAGCUUUGUCUUAUUAUGGUUUUACCAUCUACUUUUCUGUGGAAGAUUUGGAUUACUGUGCUCAGUAUCAUAUGUCCAGCUUUAUGUUCUUUUUAUCAUGUCCUCCAAAUGUUUUGGGAGGUCCAGAUUAUUAUUAUAUUUGUUUUUAAAGCUGGACCCCUACGGGGUCCCCUGUCUAUUACUUGAACUCUUGUAUCGCUCACCACUGAAUGUCUUUAUAAAACAUAUAUACAUUUAUUAUAACACAGGAAAUCCCUUUUAUGGCAUGAGUGGAUUAAGUACUUUAAGACAUGAAACUUGUGUUUUGUUGAAAAGAGAGGGGUUUAUUUUAUGUUCACAGAGGUCAAAUAUGAUUGUUUAUUAUAGCACACAUCAUAUUUGAAGAGUUUUAGAGUGAUUUACUAGCUAACUUGUUUUAUGUUUGACAAUUCACACCAUGUUUGUACACUUUUAUUGAAGAAUUGUUUGGAAAAAUAUUUGAAUCUGUUUUUCUCUCAUUUUUAUGAGCGCUUUCCCAAGCAUUGAGACCAAAGAUUUAAGUUUGGUUUUUCCUAGUUUUGAAGAGUUGCUUUAUAAUUUUACCUUGUAUAUCAAUGUGUCUUAAUUUUGUGUCUUAGUUUUUGGUUUGCCAUCACUUGCCUCUCGCUUGUCAGCCAAUAUAUUGAAUAUUACUGUCCUCAGAUUCACUAUAGUGCACUGUGGAGUAGCUGGGGGUGCAUUUUUUGCCAUUCCAAAACAUGACCUUUUGUUUACUGAAAUGAAAUAUAGUUUUGUGAAGCCGCAAAGUGAAAGUUUUUAGAGUUGAUAUAAAGCAGAGGUAUUUUUUCCCUUAAUUUUUGCACUCAUUUCAAAGAGGUAAAUAGAUUUUUAUGUGCCAUCAUAGUUUUACCUUGUCAUAAUUUGAUUAAGUCACUAAAACACCUCUAAAUUCACCAAAAUCAAGUGUUUUUAUGUCUGUUUUUUUUUUUACAGAAUUGUCUUGCA
Messenger RNA from Xyrauchen texanus (razorback sucker), 6050 nucleotides. RefSeq names its product phosphatidylinositol 3-kinase regulatory subunit gamma-like. The transcript is spliced from 16 exons. Gene Ontology annotation, cellular component: phosphatidylinositol 3-kinase complex. The coding region runs from base 685 to 2889 and encodes 734 amino acids. The record is from RefSeq and is a predicted model, not a curated record. Gene Ontology annotation, molecular function: protein binding; 1-phosphatidylinositol-3-kinase regulator activity. Gene Ontology annotation, biological process: phosphatidylinositol phosphate biosynthetic process; insulin receptor signaling pathway. NCBI's taxonomy places the organism in Eukaryota, Metazoa, Chordata, Actinopteri, Cypriniformes, Catostomidae.